AUGUUGAGAGCUACGUGUCUCUGGAGUUCGGCAGUGCUUGCUUUUCCUCUUGUUCAGUCUUCUGAGUCAACAUCUACGGAAGCGAGCAGCCUCAUUCAGCCUCGAUCCUCUUUGGUGCCCAUCGCAAAAACUCGUCCCCCGGUUGAGUAUGGAGAAGCGACGUAUGCUCGCACCAUAUAUACUGUGGUAUCAUUGCUAUGCAUGUUCCUACUUGCAGCACUUCUUGGCGCCCGGGGCAAGCAGUUGCGUAUUCACAACCUCAAAACCAUGAAUUUGAUUCGUUUCAUCGUGCUCUUGCUUAACUUUUUGGCAAUCGCUUUCGUCAUCUCUGUAGCCGUGCUUGAAAUUGGCUUGGGCCUGUCGACGGCUCCCGUGUGUCGUUCCGCCGUCAUCACAUGUCUUAGCUUCUAUGUUGCCAACAAAGUGAUCAUGUAUGUCCUCCUGGUCGAGCGCGCGCACGCAAUGCGAUCUGUCUACGUGAGUCGCCGGAAAGAUUGGAUCUGGCUCAGCGGAAUGCUCAUCGUUGGCAUCGGAUUCGGCACAAUCGCCAUUGUAGCCUUUAUUUGGCCCAUCUCAGAUAUGAGCGAGAUCGAUGGCAAGUGCCGGAUCGGGUUGCCACUCAAGGCCACAGUUCCACUUCUCAGCUACGAUGCCGCGCUCAACUUCGGAUUGACAUUUUUAUUCAUCUACCUCCUCAAGCCUCUCUUGAGCUUUGGGGGUCUUAUGGCAUUCCCGGCAAGCCCCUCCGAUCGAAUCAAGCGUCAGGACUAUCUGCAUCCGAUGAACACCAACUUUCUGAAGUCAAUCAAGAUGCUGCUCUGGAAAUCGGUAAUUGGGUCGAUCCUGGUAUCGCUGCCAACCAUCACAAACGUUAGCCUACUCUUCAGUAUGAAAGGAAGGGAGCUUGGCUGGCUGUGCUUCGUAUGUUGCACACUUGACGUCACUUGGGCUGUGUGUGUUCUACACUGGCUCACGGUUGAUCCUGCCGAAGUUGAUGGGACAACCGUAGCCUUGCUAGUCAAGCCGGACUCCACGAGUUCAGCAUCAUCAGCCGGUGGUGCGAAGCCUUCCUGA
Molecule: messenger RNA, 1074 nt
Organism: Mytilinidion resinicola
Lineage: Eukaryota; Fungi; Ascomycota; Dothideomycetes; Mytilinidiales; Mytilinidiaceae
Exons: 5
Coding region: 1-1074 (357 amino acids)
Source: RefSeq, a predicted model, not a curated record